AUGAAACCCAUAUCUAUCACGACAACCGCUGCCCUCAUCAUCUCAACGCAAGCUACAGCUAAACCAACAUCCUGUUCCACCGUCUCCCCAGUGACACUCACCUUCUACGGAUGGCCCGAUAACGACCCGCCUAGUGCGGAGAUAGCGUAUGAUUGUGGACGAGGCUAUGAAGCCGGAGGAAACGGGACAUACGACAAUCCUCUAACAGCUGCAAGUGCGCCGGGUGAAUUUGAUGAAUGCGAGAUUGUCUAUCUGCCGUAUAUUCAGAGAUAUGUACGGUUUGAGGAUACAUGCGCGGCGUGCACCACGAACUGGGAUAAAAAGCAACACCACAUCGAUAUCUGGAUUGAAUCAACGGAGUUUGAUGAAAGUGGAAAGGUGCUGGGCUGCGAGGAUACUUUGACGCCAAAACAUGGGAUUCGAGUGGUUCGGAAUCCAGGGGAGAAGCUUAGGGUUGUUGGUAUGUCUCCGGGCACCGCAUACAGGAGGUAG
Messenger RNA from Aspergillus ruber CBS 135680, 492 nucleotides. RefSeq lists its product as uncharacterized. The transcript is spliced from 3 exons. The record is from RefSeq and is a predicted model, not a curated record. The coding region runs from base 1 to 492 and encodes 163 amino acids. NCBI's taxonomy places the organism in Eukaryota, Fungi, Ascomycota, Eurotiomycetes, Eurotiales, Aspergillaceae.